AUGGAGGGCUCUACAGCGCAACAGUCUCGCUGGAUGUCCCCUCUGGCCUUGCUCCCUCCUGAAGACAUGUCCAGCUUUACUACAGAGAUCAGUCUAGCCAGUCCAGACUCUCUCCAGAACCACAGGGCUAAGGCCAGUCCAGACUCUGCCCAGUACCACAGGGCUAAGGCCGGUCCAGACUCUGCCCAGUACCACAGGGCUAAGGCCAGUCCAGACUCUGCCCAGUACUCCCUGCACCAGCCGUAUGACUCAGCAGAGUCUGAGUUCCCCAGCCUGCCUUCAUGCAUCUCCGGCACCAGCCACAGUUGGCCUGCACCACCGUACAGACACAGUCCAGGUCAGUGGGGUAUUUUAGGUUGAUCACCAUUUGUUGUCCUCUGCUAGGUGUAUGUGGCUAGGAUUUAAUCAAUUGUACCUAGCGUGUUUUAUUGGCAUUUGCUAUUUUUGGAAGACUUAAAUACAAUAUUUUCACUGUCUCCGAAAAAAAUCAAAUGAUUCCUCCUAAUCAGCCUUACACUAGCAACUCAGAGACUAACAGUUCCGCUUCUUGUGUUGUUGUGUUCCAGUUGACCAGGUGCACUCUUCAUCCUCCCACGUCAACAGUAGUGUCCAGUGGUUGGAUCAGGGGUGUUCUGGGGGCCAGUCUCUCAGCUCCUCCUCAACCUCCUGGUACAACAGCCCAUUCUCCACCACCAAGAGCCCUCUACACCCACACACCUCCGCCUCCUUCUCCUCCACAACCCCCAUCUCCUCCCUGACCAACCCCAGGGCCGAGCACCACUCCCCGGGGCACGACUGUCAGGAAAGGCUUCAGGAGGCCUUGAAAGGGGAGAGGCUGAGUCCCAGUGAGGAUGGAGGUAGCAGUAGUUUCCUGACCCUGAACCCUGCACCAGGGGAUGGGUACCCACACUCUGCCCAGGCCUACGGUCACUCCCUGGGCUUCUACAGCAACCCCUGGGUGUCAGGGCAGGACUACAGCUCAGCCUCUCUCUGCUUCUCCCCUGGGGGUGCUAUGUACCCCUUCAACUGCUACUCCCCCAAACUACAAAACAAGAUAAAUCUCUCUCCUCCAGGUGAGUGGACAGCUCUCUUACUCUCUCCCUUUCCCUCUCUCUCUCUCUCUCUCUCUCUCUCUCUCUCUUUCUCUCUCUCUCUCUCCCUCUCCCUCUCCCUCUCCCCCUCUCUCUCUCUCUCCUCUCUCUCCUCUCCUCUCUCUCCUCUCUCUCUCCUCAUCUCUCUCUCUCUCCUCUGUCCUCUCUCUCUCUCUUCUCCCUCCCUCUCUCUCUCUCCCUCCCUCUCUCUCUCUCUCCCUCUCUCCUCCUCUCAUCUCUCUCUCUCUCUCUCUCUCUCGCUCUCGUUUCACACCAACAUUGGGCACAAGAUCUCUCUCUCUCUCGCUCUCUCACUCACUCACUCACUCACUCACUCACUCACUCACUCACUCACUCACUCACUCACUCACAUUGUUUCCCUAAAGUGAAGCGUGAUCAAUCAUAACGUCAGCUUUAUCCUGAGACAAACACAAAGUAUAGAUGAGAGCAGGGUGCACACGCAAACCUUCAGACAACAAAUGUAUGUUUGAGGACUCUUCUAGACUUCACGGGUCAAAACUAACCUCCAUCAUAGAUUCAUUAUGAUGCUGCUGUUAGACAGGUGAAUGGAAUAUGGAAAGAAGUGGCGGGCUCUCAACCACCGUGAAAAAAGGAAAAGGCGCAACGCUUGCUCACUAUUAAAAUACAUGAUUUAAUUUGAACAACUAUUUUAAAGCUUGGCGUUUCGGCCUUCAUCAAUGUUCUUCAUCAGAGUAAUGUGAACACAGGUGAAUAAAAGUCUGAAUGUGGCAGUGUGUGUAAGUCUAACGUGGUUCUCUCCCUGCUCCUGUGCCUCUGCCAGAGGCCCGUGAGUGUGUGAACUGUGGUGCGACCGCCACCCCUCUGUGGCGUCGUGACGGGACGGGACACUACCUCUGUAACGCCUGUGGCCUCUACCACAAGACGAACGGCCAGAACAGACCUCUCAACAGACCCAAGAAGAGGCUGGUACGUUAUUUACUGACAGCUGUGGAUUUACUUCUCAAAUGUUCCUCUCAAAUUUACUUCUUGAAGACAGUAAUACAAUGCAUUCCAUUCCAUUCCAUUCCAUUCCAUUCUCCUCUCCUCUCCUCUCCUCUCCUCUCCUCUCCUCUCCUCUCCUCUCCUCUCCUCUCCUCUCCUCUCCUCUCCUCUCCUCUCCUCUCCUCUCCUCUCCUCUCCUCUCCUCUCCUCUCCUCUCCUCUCCUCUCCUCUCCUCUCCUCUCCUCUCCUCUCCUCUCCUCUCCUGCUCACACUGUGAUUUCCUAAGUUAAACACAUCUCCAUUCCUCUCCCCAUGCAGCUCGUCAGUAAGCGUGCAGGGACCCAUUGCGCCAACUGUCAGACUAGCACCACCACGCUGUGGAGACGCAAUGCCAGCGGAGAGCCAGUCUGUAAUGCAUGUGGACUCUACUACAAACUACACAACGUAUGAACUGCUCUCUGAAUAGUCUCACAGCUUCUCAUUCCAUUACACUACAUAACCGCGAUUUUUGAGUCAGUUGAAUUGUUGAAAAAUAGAGAGACGUAACAUAUAAAUGUAUUAUAAGCCUUAUUAUGAGACAUUAUCAAGGCUCAUACAUGCUUAUAACAAGUCAUAAAGCAUUAUACUUUCAGGCUUCAAGUAAAGAGUUACCAAAUGCCUACUGUUAAUAUCUAGUGCUACUCUCCUCUUUUUCUCAUUGAAUCAAUACACAUACUUUCCUUUCUUGUAGGCCUAUGCUUUUCAUCCUGUCCAUUCAUCCAGGGGAGUAUUCAUACUAAUGUCGCUGUUCCUCUGUUCUCCUCUUCAGGUCAACAGACCUCUGACCAUGAAGAAGGAAGGCAUCCAGACACGGAACCGUAAGGUCUCCAGGAAGAACAACAGGGCUAAGCAGAAGACAGGUGUGUUAGAGGCUGAGCUGGGUCUCUACUCUGACUCCUCCCUGUCCAGACUCCAGUCCUCUGACCUCUCUCUGUCCAGACUCCAGUCCUCUGACCUCUCCUGUCCAGACUCCAGUCCUCUGACCCUCCCUGUCCAGACUCCAGUCCUCUGACCUCUCUCCUGUCCAGACUCCAGUCCUCUGACCUCUCCCUGUCCAGACUCCAGUCCUCUGACCUCUCCCUGUCCAGACUCCAGUCCUGACCUCUUCCCUGUACCAACUCCGUCCUCGGACUCCUCCCUUGUCCAGACUCCAGUCCUCUGACCUCUCCCUGUCCAGACUCCAGUCCUCUGACCUCUCCCUGUCCAGACUCCAGCCCUCUGACCUCUCCCUGUCCAGACUCCAGUCCUCUGACCUCCUUCCCUGUCCAGACUCCAGUCCUCUGAUGACCAUAUGA
This is a messenger RNA of Coregonus sp. 'balchen', 3388 nucleotides long. The record is from the annotation of a GenBank genome assembly. Lineage: Eukaryota; Metazoa; Chordata; Actinopteri; Salmoniformes; Salmonidae.